CAGCCGGGUUAUCAGUAAUGAGAGUGAGGUCAAACGUCUUGAAGGCAUCAUGGCUGCUGGUCUUGGCGAGUUUCUCCGUAGUUUAAGACAAGGCCUCAUGAAAGGUGAACAAAAUACACCUACACGUGGACAUGCUCAUGUUGGAGAAUUUGCUCGUGCGAGAAGGCGGAGGGAUCAUGACAUCUCUAUGCCGACGCCUUUGCAACGUGAACCGUGUAAAACUCGGUCUGUGUCUGAACACUGCACUAAGGGCAGCCAUGGAAAUUAUUUGGAGAGAUUGCCUUCUGAGAUCAUUCUGAAGAUCCUUUCUUUUCUGGAUGCCUCCUCUUUGUUCAACAUCAGCUUUGUCAACAAGCGAUUUCAUGAUUUGGCUAACAGCAAUGCUUUGUGGUCUGCGCUGUAUGCUUCUGAGAUUGAAAAGAAAAAGUGGAGGCCCAGAGUGAACGUGAUGAAAGAAGAUGUGAGCAACACAAUUGUGGAAGAGAGGCCUGCUGGAUACUGGAAGAAGCAGUUGCUCAAGGAGAUGGCCGGCUACAAGGACACCCUGUGGAAAACAGAGCUGAAACACAUGAACCCGCACACGGGCAUGCCGGCUCUGACAGAGGAAGUUCUCAGGAGGCUUCACAUUCAGUGGGAGAUCACACUCACAAAUAAGAAUGGACGGGAAAGCGUCUAUAAGCAGACGCACACUUUCUUCGAAGAUUCGUCGGUUACAGUGUGCUGGACCCAAGGUUUCUGGCCGUACAUGAACAAUCUUAAUAGCCUGCAGCUUCAUGGAAUAAUGUGUCCAGCUACACCAGCUCCAGGAGACAAGCCAAGGUGGCGCUCUCUGAUUGGCAAGACAAGCUUGCAAAGGUCUGGACAUUGGUCCUUCUUUGGUGCUGACAGGCUGGUGAAGGUGCUGCAUUUUGAUAAAGGGAUCAUCAUCGGACUCUGGCGGGGCAAUUGGAAAAUUGCCUUCAUCAUGGUCAACCUGCACUUCCACAAACUGAUUGAAAGAAGUCUCCUUGGGUCAAGAUUUUGUCCCUACAUGCCUGCAGAGGACAAUGCUGUGGACCCUGACUGUAGCCGCCAUGGAUACACUCUGCACAUUGUGCUUCACAACCCAGUUCGGCGAAUCAUGUCCCAGCGUUUUUCCCCAUUGUACACCAGCAGAGUGAUGUCGCAAGGGGAAUAUGUGCAGUUAAUCGCCAUUGAUUUCGCUAAUGUAUCUGAGCACGUGCCUGUGGCCAAGAUCAGCCUUCCAUGGCAAGCAGAGGGAUUGCAGGGUGAAGUUGAGCGGUGCUGCAUGAUGACUCUGACGGUGCUGGAUGAGGCUCAGCGUCCCUUCUGGUGUGUGAGUUCUACUGUAAAGAUGUACAGUAGACAAAGAGUGCUGGACUUGGAGUAUGAAGGUGAGCAGUUCAUCAUCCUUUACGGGGAUGGUGAGGGGAAAGUCAAAAUGACAUUCGUGUGGAUGGAGGAGUUUCAGCACUACUUCUUGGUGCAGUUAGCUACUAUGUUCCCAGCGGCCAAAGUGAAAAGGCACUUUGGGGGAGAAUGUUGAACAGUUGAAGUCAACAAUCCACUAGCUGGUUUAUGUUCAGAAUAGUUGGAAUGAUUCUGGCAGUGCUUUGAGUUGUAAAUAUUCAAAGAUUUUGGAAUAUUUUUCAUUUUCAAUGCUUAUUUAAUUUGUUUCUUGUUCAUAAUGAGCUUUUUGGCACUUUGUUAGUGUAAAUAUCUAAAUGUUUUGUUAAGUUUCAGAGGCCUUUGCUUUUGUUUAGGUUGACUGGAAAUGCCAAAGCACUAUUUUCCUUUUCGUACCAAAUUAAAUUUGCUAAAUGUUGUUAAACUUUACUUUUGGUGUCAUGUUUCUCAUAGUUAGUCAAAUAAUUUUCAAAAGGAGAAUAAAUAACACAAUAGUUUGAACAUCCUGUGUAUUGUGUAACUCACAUUGUGAAUGCAAAUGAUGAAAUUAUAUUAAUGAUUUAUUUCUUGUGACAUUUUUAUAAAGGUCAAGUGCUGGAGUGAUGCUUGUCGAAACUUAAAAAAGGACAUUGAGAAACACAUUCAAAACAGCUGGUUUUGGUUCAUGGCAUAAUGUACAAUUUCGAAUCAGCUAAAAUUCGUCUUCAUUAUACCAACUAUAAUAUGUUAGUCGGUAGUUUUCGCACUACAAGCAUCACAAUAUGAAACUGCAAAAAUGUAUAGGUCAACUGGUAGA
Labeo rohita (rohu) is the source of this 2203-nucleotide messenger RNA. RefSeq lists its product as uncharacterized. Gene Ontology annotation, molecular function: protein binding. Bases 50 to 1546 code for a protein of 498 amino acids. NCBI's taxonomy places the organism in Eukaryota, Metazoa, Chordata, Actinopteri, Cypriniformes, Cyprinidae. The record is from RefSeq and is a predicted model, not a curated record. The transcript has 10 exons.